CUCUGGGUUCAGAGGUCAUGUUAUUGAAUAACUUAUAUUGUUAUGUACCAUUAAAACGAAGAAGGGGUGCUUAAUUUCUUUCUUUGUAAUGUAACAUAAUGAUAUUAUCCAGACGUGUUUAUAUCGUAAUUAUCUAAAUUAUUCUGGAAGCCCGUGUUUCUAGCAGUGAGAAGCUGGCCAUGCGAAUGCUACCUGUAUAGCUGCAGCUUCUUAGCUUGACCAACAAGCAGUCUGGUGUAAAUAUUAUACAAAAUAUCGAUAACUAACGGCAAGCUCACAGCUAUGGCAUUAACCAGGCUCCUGCGUGUGUUUAAUGGGACAGCGGUCGGCUCAGCCCAGACCUUAUCCCGGGCUGGUUGCUCCAGGAGAAGUAUGUGUAGUUCAGCGCUGCAGAGCUGCAGAGCCUGGCUCAUUGACCAGUAUGGCACCAACGGAGUUUUAAGGUACACAGAGGAAUUCACCCUCCCCACCAUCAACUCUGCAAGUGAGGUGAUGAUAAGAGUCAGUGCGGCUAGUCUUAACCCCCUGGAUCUGUCUAUGCGGGGAGGCUAUGGAGCCACAUUGCUGAACUUAAGAAGGGAGCCAUUGUCUGUGUUUAAUAACCACAGUGAGUUUCCACUCAUUCUGGGUCGUGAUCUGUCAGGAGUCGUGGUGGACUGUGGAUCCGGGGUCACCCACUUUGCUCCAGGAGAUGAGGUGUGGGCUGCUAUCCCUCCAUGGAAACAAGGCAGCCUAGCAGAAUUUGUGACUUUAACAGAGUAUGAGGUUUCCCAUAAGCCAAAAUCACUGAGUCACAUUGAGGCAGCAUCCAUCCCAUAUGUAGCCAACACUGCUCUAUCUGCACUUGUCAAUACAGGUGGUCUUUGCAAAGAAAGCUCCUCCAAAAAAAGAGUAUUGAUCAUCGGAGCAUCCGGGGGCGUUGGAACGUUCUCUGUUCAGCUGUUAAAGGCAUGGGGCGCCCAUGUAACUGUAACAUGCUCUCAGAACGCUGAGGGCCUCGUGAGAGGGCUGGGGGCGGACGAGGUGGUGGACUACACGGCAGGAGAUGUGGCUCAGCAGCUGGAGAUGAUGGAGAAGUUUGAUGUGAUUUUGGACACAGUGGGAGGCGAUACGGAGGAGUGGGCGAUGCACCUGCUGAAGCCCUGGUCGGGAGCAAAAUACGUCACAUUGGUAUCGCCUUUCCUCCUCAACACCGACUCCAUGGGCCUGUUUGAUGGGACCUGUAACGCUGGCCUCACCCUGCACAACAAAGCCUUUCAGAACAUCAUUUCAAGCGGAGUUUUCUACAGGUGGGCUUUUUAUGCCCCUGAUGGACCGGCCUUGGAUGAGGUCAGCAGGCUGGUGGAUGCAGGGAAGAUCCUGCCUGUUGUGGAAGCCCAGUUUCCAUUCACUCAGGUGCCUCAGGCUUUUCAGAAGUUGGAACAAGGGCACGCCAGAGGGAAGACGGUGGUCCGGGUGGCUGAAGAGGACGACAGCUGGACAGAGUCUGCAGAGUCUGAGCAAGAAGCACAAGAAAGAACCCAGCAGAACUAAAGAGGGGAAAGAAAGUGCCCGGGGAAUCACUUUAAUGGCUUUUCUUGCCUCUACAGUUAUAUUUGACAGCAGCAGACUGUAUAAUACCAAAAGACAAAUGUGGUGCGCAGCAGAUGCCAAGUCUGAGCUGAGCUUAUAAUAAGAGCAAGCCAAUGCUUUUAUUCAAAGCAUACACCAUCCUGUGUUUUCUUGCGUGUUCGCAAGGUGUUUGAGUGAUGCUGUGUUCAUGUGAUGCUGAUGUUAAUAUAAUUACAAACCGCUGCCUAAUAAAUGCAGUUCAGGUCA
Cololabis saira (Pacific saury) is the source of this 1818-nucleotide messenger RNA. RefSeq names its product reticulon-4-interacting protein 1 homolog, mitochondrial-like. The transcript is spliced from 9 exons. The record is from RefSeq and is a predicted model, not a curated record. Bases 283 to 1533 code for a protein of 416 amino acids. Gene Ontology annotation, cellular component: mitochondrion. Lineage: Eukaryota; Metazoa; Chordata; Actinopteri; Beloniformes; Belonidae. Gene Ontology annotation, molecular function: oxidoreductase activity.